Metopolophium dirhodum (rose-grain aphid) is the source of this 4568-nucleotide messenger RNA. RefSeq lists its product as uncharacterized. The transcript is spliced from 8 exons. Bases 177 to 1508 code for a protein of 443 amino acids. Lineage: Eukaryota; Metazoa; Arthropoda; Insecta; Hemiptera; Aphididae. The record is from RefSeq and is a predicted model, not a curated record.
CACUGUGGCUUUAAACUCGCACAUUAGGAACAAGGUGAUACGUUGUUAAGUCAUCGUCGGUCCUCGUGCUUGAAAUGUGCUAGUGCUGCGAGUGCGCGUUGACGUUAAUAACAUCGACACUGCAACUGAAAACCGCGUUUCCGUGUAAACACCGUCAAAAGAAACCGGUAUUCAAAAUGAUGUUUAAAUACAUGUGUUUGGUUUUGUUCAUAACGUGGUAUCAGUUAGCUGAAUGCCACCCUGCAAGCUCCAACGUCAAGGCGAUGGAUUCCAUGAUUGAAAAGGAAUCGGAAGCAUUUUUAUCUGUUGAAGCAGAAGACUCUAGUCAUAAAAAUGUCAGAGACAAACGGACGAUCGGCUUCUUAAGGCAGCUGUUUCCAAAUCUAUCUCAGAUAGUUGACCGAAAGAUCCAACAAAUCACGCGAUUCGUAUUCCGCGUGAUCGGCAGGUUGGUGCUCCGGGGCGGCGGAGCUGGUGCCGGUGCGGGUGGCACCGCCACCACUGGCGGUACCGGUGGUGAAUCCGGUAGCAAUGGUGGCCGGCGGAUAUCGAUCACGUUACCCACGUUCCCACCGUCCACGGACGACGAGGACGAAGAUACAGCGACGGUCCUGCCGACGGCUGACACGUCGUCCUCGCCGUCAUCAGACUCUGACCCGGCUGCAUCGAGAGUACAGGAGCCGGCUUCAUCUGAGGCGACCGCCACUGAUUCUGCGCCAGCCGCGGCUGCUGACUCAGCCGUAGCGGCUGAUUCAGCCUCUGAAGUUACGGUCACUACCGCCGAACCAGCGGCUAUCUCUGCCCCGGUCACCACCGCCGCAACGGUCACCACCACCGCCGCCGAAGCCGCCCCAGUAACCAACGCCGCUCCGGCCGCCGGAUCAGUAUCCACCACCACCGUCGCCGCCGCUGCUGCCGCCGCUGCAACUGCCACCGCCAACGCAAUCAGCUCGCCAACCACUCAAAUGCCAUUGGACUCAGACAACACAGUGGGCACCGGCAUUGUAAAGAGGACAGCAAGGGAAGUUUCAACAAACGAACCAAGCUCAACGAAAAAACGGUCACCGCUCACAGACACUGAUAACGACGUGUCAUCUGAUAACGCUUUGUCGUCGAACGCCGGCGACGACGCCCAAGCCGAGACGGUCGCGGAAGAAGACCCCAGGAACAAACGGUUCUUAUUCAACCUGCGAGGAGGAGCCGGCGGUGGAUCCGGCAACUUUUUAUUCGACUUGAUCCGAUUGGUGGCUGGAAGUGGGGCAAACCAAGACAGAGACGAGUCGGCCGACUCGGUACCGGCUGAAGCAGGCGAAGCCCAAGAGGUGCACGCGGACGUGAAUGCCAAGGAAGACGGAUAUAGUGUCGGCGUACCCGGACCACUGACGAGAAUAUUCGUAAUCGCCAACAGGGGAGUGGCCAAUUUGGUCCAAGACUUGAUACUGAGAUUGGCCCAGACCACCGAACGGAUAGUGAACUUCAAAGCCAGAUUAAUUACAUCCCUCAUCUAAGCAAAUAUUCAAGUUUGUGUAGUAAAAUGUUAUUUAUUACCUGCAAGCGGCGUAUUUUAGUCAUGACUUAUAAGAUUAAAUCUUAACUUAACGUUUGUUUGCACAACCAUAAACGAUAAACCUACGUCGAGUUUUUUUUUAUAAUUGACACGAUUUUUUUGAACUACGUGUAUAAUUAUUCCCAAUUUGUGUUUUAUGCAUCAAUCACGUCGUGAUGCGCACACUCACGCAUACACACUCAUAUACAAAUACACAUUCAAAUAUUUUACAACCAAAUCAAAAUUUACUAAAAUAGCCAGCAGAUUUUAUUUUUAUUUUAUUUUUUCGUAAGCGUUCUGUCAACACGAUUUAAACAUUAUAUUAUGUCGAUAACGAUGUCCAUACCCCUGUACAAUCCAUAACUGAUUUUAAUAUUCUAACUUUUGCAAAAUACGUGCCAAAAUACAAAAUAUAAUUUUAAAAUCAUCAGACCAUUACGAUACGUCAUCACCCGCGAUCACCAAUUUUUAAUUAAGUAUACCUACGUCGUGUACUAAUAUCAAUAUUCGUGUUCUUAAUGAUUUAAUCGGCAUGUUAUAUAUUAUUAUUAGAUAUACAGUGUACCUACUGCUGGUGGUUAUCGACAUUAAAACACUGAAUUCAGACUAUUGUAGUAAUUUAAUUAAUCAAUUAAAAAUUAUAAUCAAAAUUAUGUAGGUACUCCAUUUAUAAUUAUAAUUAGUAGUAGGUAAAAACUGUAAAAAAAUUAUCAUAUAAAUACUUAUUUUCCAUGUAGUAUAUUAUUUUUAUUUAUUAGACCCAUGAAAUACCUAUGUGAAAACUUGUCCACUGUAUAAAAUAAUAUUGGUAUCAUUUUUUUUUUACAUAUUAUAUAGGGUUUAGGUAGUUUUUUUCUUGUAUUUGUAAGUUACAAACAAAAUAAAUAAUUGCUCAACAAUUUUGUUUAUGUAUAAUAUAUUACAUAACGCAUAAUAUGUUAUAAUAAUACGUAAGGGUAUCAUCUUAUUUUAAUUAUAAACACAUAUCAUCCAUGUUAAUAUAAUUUACCCAUAUACUCAUUACUCAUAUUAUAAUAUUGUAUACUAAAUAAUAUAUUAUGUCCUUCGAUUCUCUUCAUAAAAAUAUGUCUUCGUGGGUUGUUCUCCUACAUAAGUAAUAUCGUAUUAUAAAGUCUACUGCGCCAUAUUGUAGACUAUACAUUAUUAUACUUAUACCUAACAUUUAAUAUUAUAUAUAAUCGCAUGGUGUAUAGUUAGUUGCCCAAUACCUGUAAUAUUUAAUGCAGUACACUCAGGACCUAUGUCACAAUAAUAAAAAGUACCUAACGUGCUCAUGUCAGAUCUAAGAACGAAAAACGUAAAGCAUCGAAGCUCUUUUAUAAACGUACAUAGGUAAUUCCUUCUUUCAUUUAUUUAUUUUCAUAAUUUUUUUAUUAUUAUCUUUUUUUUUCAAAAAUAUCGUAACCAUGCUUAAAACAUGUCACAGUACGUAAUCAUAGCUAUGCGGUUAAUAAUUAUUAUACCUACCUACCAUAUAUUAUACCAGGUAAUAGGUAUCAUGCGUAUAUGAAAUUAUCCGCCUAUUGUUGAACCAUUGGUACAAUAUAACAAUAUCAUCAAUAAUAGUAAUAAUAAUAAUAAUAAUAACAAUAAUAAAAACAAUAACAUAAUAUUGCAUACUAUUAUUAUCAUCAGCUGUCUAGCUAUCGGUAGUAAUAAUAGUAUGUUAGGUUAUACCAAAAUAAACAGCUCCCAGAUUUACGCAUUAUGGGAUGUUUCCACCAAAAGCGAUUGAGGUUCGAUUCCCGUUUCUGCCAAAAUAUCAAUUUUUGUAAAUACAUUUCUGCUAAUAUUGUUUAAUAACCAUGUAGAUAUAAGUGCAAAAAUUUAACAGUAGAAAAUUGAUUGCAUAUAAUUAUUAAAAUAAAACUUAAAAUAUUAUAGUAAAGUAGGUAAGUACUUACAUAUUAGAUAGAUUCAAAUGUUCAAUAUAUAGUAACAUUUCACAAAAAUAUAAAUUAUACUAGUAAAUUAUCAUAUUUCUUUAAAAAUCACAUUAUUAAAAGAAAUUGUUUUACCAAAGGUGUACCUAUACUAGUUUCAUUUGACUCUUGUAUUUUAAAUUGAAUUUUAAGUAUUGUACUUGACAUAUAUUAUGACCUACAUAAAAAUGGUUUUCAAAAUAUUUUUGGCAGAAACGGGUAUCUUCCGGUAAAACAAUAAUAUAAAAUGACACGUCUCCGACUCUUGGUUCGUCUAGAAUCUAUAUUAUAAAUGUUGAAGCAGGGGAUAUUAUUAAUAACAAUAACAAUAAUAUAAACAUUAUUUCAAUCGUUGAUCGAUCAGACGACAAUCGAUUAAAACAUCAGACACAUAACGAACUGAAGACGAGUACCUACUAACUUUAUUAUACCCGUCUAUUGCGUUAAAAUCAAAAUAAUUAUCGGACGUCCGCGUAUAAGGACGAUGGACUUUUGUUUUCGUGGACGUGCAGGUGACCAGUGACGUAUGGUCCACGGGUGGUGGUUUAGGGGGUUCAGACUACUGCUCCUCGUUGAGUUUGUUUUUUAAACAUCUUCACAGCUCUAACACGCAUAUUCAUUAUUCAUACAUCACCAGGUAUUCAGUUUAAAAUAAGUUUCAUAUAAAGUAGUCUUCACCUGCCAUGUCCAUUUCCUGCAGUACAAUAUAAUAUUGUUUUGAUUUUUAAAAUGUAUUGUCAUUAAUAUAUCCCGGUUGAUAACAUGUUCAUUUCCAUCGAUUUAGCUCCGUGCCAUGAAAUUAUACCUAAAAUUCUUAUUUUUAUUUGCGUUUGAUCCUCGGAUAUUAUAUUAUAAUAAUGAGACGGAUACAUAAUGACAUCUUACCUACUUAGACACAAUUAUAAUGCAUUUUGUGUGCGUAUGUAUUAUAUAAUAUUAUAAUACUGCUGGUUCAGUCGUAUUUAAAUUUCCGGAUAUUAUAAUAUUAUGUAGAUAUAUUAUUGUAUUUCACUUAAUUAAGCUAUAAAUCUGUAUGUUAUUAAAUCAUGAUCAUUAUAUUAUUAUUAUUAUUAUUAUUA